Messenger RNA from Piliocolobus tephrosceles (Ugandan red Colobus), 1054 nucleotides. RefSeq names its product transmembrane protein 60 (gene TMEM60). NCBI's taxonomy places the organism in Eukaryota, Metazoa, Chordata, Mammalia, Primates, Cercopithecidae. The transcript is spliced from 2 exons. The coding region runs from base 409 to 810 and encodes 133 amino acids. The record is from RefSeq and is a predicted model, not a curated record.
UUGCCGCCUUUCUGUCCAACCCGAAAGUUAGGAAAGGUCGGUUGGUUUACACUGGAGGACAAUGGUCCAAUUACCGCGGAAAAGGGACCUCUGAAUCCAGAUUGGCGUCCUCCCUACCUAUAAGAUAGGCUCAGGGGCGGUGAGAACCAGCCCCGGAUGUGGGCGCGGCACUGAGGUAGGACUGAGAGAUCCUAUACUGCAGUGUUUUGGGGAGGCGGAACUGAAUUUUUUUCUUAAUUAUCAUGUGACGGGUUCUGGAUUUAAUGGGGGGAAAAGUGCGGAAAAGGACAAGGAUCCAAACUGGCGAAUUUCCUGAUCUUCGCGUCCCUCUCCGCUCUCCGGCCGGCGGCGCUGCCAGGGUGUAUUUCCUUUUUUUCGAUCCUGCAACAGCCUCUUUAAACUGUUUAAAUGAGAAUGUCCUUGGCUCAGAGAGUACUACUCACCUGGCUUUUCACAUUACUCUUCUUGAUCAUGUUGGUGUUGAAACUGGAUGAGAAAGCACCUUGGAACUGGUUCCUCAUAUUUAUUCCAGUCUGGAUAUUUGAUACUAUCCUUCUUGUCAUGCUGAUUGUGAAAAUGGCUGGGCGGUGUAAGUCUGGCUUUGACCCUCGACAUGGAUCACACAAUAUUAAAAAAAAAGCCUGGUACCUCAUUGCAAUGUUACUUAAAUUAGCCUUCUGCCUCGCACUCUGUGCUAAACUGGAACAGUUUACUACCAUGAAUCUAUCCUAUGUCUUCAUUCCUUUAUGGGCCUUGCUGACUGGGGCUUUAACCGAACUCGGAUAUAACGUCUUUUUUGUGAGAGACUGACUUUUAAGUACAUCAUCUCAUUUCUAUUGCUGUUCAACAAGUUACCAUUAAAGUGUUCUGAAUCUUUCAAGCUUCAAGAAUACCAGAGAACUGAGGGAAAAUAACAAAUGUAGUUUUAUACUACUUCCAUAAAACAGGAUUGGUGAAUCACGGACUUCUAGUCAACCUACAGUGUAAUUAUUCAGUAUUUGAGUUAUUGAGAUCCUUAUUGUCUCUAUGUAAAUAAAGUUUGUUUUGGACUUCA